CCUCGGUUCAGUGUAACCAGGCUCUGACUGUGGUCGAGGAAGAAGGCGGAGAGACGUCACAUGGAGAGAUGCUCCCAGCAGUAGCUGCUCCUCCACUAAUCACUCAACAGUAACACAACCAGCCAAGCUAUCAGAGCCUGACACACACCUCGCUGCGGAUUGGUUAUUCAUCCGGAAUAUUACACUUCUAAGAUUCAUAGAACAUGCAGAUUGGGGAAUAACUUUACUGUCAAACACAGUUAUCGUGGCCUCUUCCUGUUUGGCUAGCUUAGCAGGCAGAGCUCAGUCUUCGUGGGCUAGCGACGGGCUAGCCAGCUGGCUAGCUAGCUACUGAAAUCUCUCGGUGUAGUUAGCUAGCUAGCGAGCUGUGGUUACUUCGUCAUGGAUGAACUGGUCGUGGAAGUGAGGGGAACAAGUGGGGCCUUCUAUAAGGCCUUCGUGAAGGACGUUCAAGAAGGCUCAGUCACUGUUGCAUUUGAAAAUAACUGGCAACCAGAGCGUCAGAUCCCCUUCCAGGAUGUGCGUUUUCCUCCUCCCACCGGGUUCUGCAAGGAGAUCAACGAGAGCGACGAGGUGGAGGUGUAUUCCAGGGCCAACGACAAGGAACCAUGUGGAUGGUGGCUGGCCAAAGUUCGCAUGGUCAAAGGAGAGUUCUAUGUAAUAGAGUAUGCAGCAUGUGACGCUACAUUGAAUGAGAUAGUGACGCUGGAGCGGUUACGGCCAGUCAACCCAAAUAAACCAUCCAACAAAAACACCUUCAUCAAGAUCAGACUGGACGUACCUGAGGAUCUACGGCAGAUGUGCUCUAAGGAGUCAGCACACAAAGACUUCAAAAAGGCCGUGGGAGGUUUCAGUGUAACCUACGACUCUGAGAAAAAGCAGCUGGUCAUUUUGUCAGUGAACGAGGUCACAACAAAGAGGGCCAACAUGCUGAGUGACAUGCACUUCAGAAGCCUUCGCACCAAACUGUCUCUCAUGCUGAGGAACGAAGAGGCCAGCCGACAGCUGGAGAGCUCCAGACAGUUGGCGUCCCGGUUUCACGAGCAGUUUGUGGUUAGAGAUGACUUGAUGGGUCUGGCGAUUGGGACUCACGGAGCCAAUAUUCAGCAAGCAAGAAAAGUCCCUGGAGUGACCAACAUCGACCUGGAUGAGGAGACGUGCACCUUUCACAUAUAUGGAGAGGACCAGGAUGCUGUCCGCAUAGCCAGGAGCUUCUUGGAGUUCUCCGAGGACGUCAUCAAAGUUCCCCGGAACUUAGUAGGGAAGGUGAUCGGCAAAAACGGCAAACUGAUCCAGGAAGUCGUUGACAAAUCUGGGGUGGUGCGUGUCCGCAUUGAGCCUGAGAGUGACAAGAAGCCCUUGGCACCAGCUGCAGCUGCAGCAGCGGCGGCAGCAAUAGACGAGGGAAUGGUGCCGUUUGUAUUUGUGGGGACCAAAGAGAGCAUCUCCAAUGCCACCGUCCUGCUGGACUAUCACCUCAACUACCUUAAGGAGGUGGAUCAGCUUCGUCUGGAGCGCCUUCAGAUUGACGAGCAGCUGAGGCAGAUAGGAGGGGGAGGUGGAGGCGGAGGGACGGGACCCCGGAACCCCAAAGACAAAACCUUUGUGUUCGAUAACGGCAUGGGUCUGGGGAUCGGCAGAGGAGCAGGAGGAGGAGGAAAACCCUAUGUGGGAGGAGGACGAGGAGGCAGAGGACGAAGAGGCGGUGGUGCAGUUUUUGCCUCAGGCACCAACUCAGAGGCGUCAAAUGCAUCAGAGACCGAGUCCGACCACAGAGAGGAGCUCAGCGAUUGGUCGCUGGCCCCGACCGAGGAGCUGAUGACGGGAGGCGGGACCCUGCCUCGACGAACGGAUGGGAGGAAGAGGGCAGGUGGUGGAGGGCCUCGUGGCAGAGGAGGGAGAGGAAGAGGAGGAGGUUAUAAAGGUGACGACAUGCAGUGGGGCGACCUGAGGCCUCGUCACAUCAGAGACCCCAAGCCGAGAGCGCCGGAAGAAUCACUACAAAUCUGUGUGGAUGGCAACAAUGAGCGUAGCGUGCAGCACUCCUCAGGAGGGCGAGGAGGAGGUCCUUCCUCAUCCCAGGGUGGCCUCAGUGGUGGCAGCGACGGCCCGUCUCGCCAUCACCAUCAGAGACCCAUCAGAGACCGAGGGAUGAAGAAGGAAAAACAGGACGCCCCUCCGCUGGUGAACGGGGUUUCGUAGAAGCGUCAUCGGAGGACCUUCUCACUUAGACACACUCAGAAACACAUACACAUGAUCAACCUGUCAUAAACCAUUGUAGAGUCUAGUCUCCCCGGCUUUUUCCUUCUCUGUUUUUGUCAAAUACACAAAUACACAUACUUCAUCAGCCUGGAAGCGUUUACCAUUGUGAAGUCGUAGACCAGAGUUGAUCUCGUAUCCGCUGGUCUGCUCUGUUGAGUCCUGAGUGUACUGUUCUGGUGUCUACUUGACUGGUGGGGUUUGUACCACGCUUCUCUGGAGUGACAGUUUCAAAAAGAGCACUUUUUUGUACAAAAGGAAAAGAAAAGAAGUGGACUACAGCUCAUCGCUCGCAGAGGCAUAACCCCAGUCUUCUUGUUCCUCUACCCAUCGAAUGCAAAUCGUUGUUUACUUGUUUUUUAUUACUGCCCUGUUUGAAUUUUCUCUCACUUCUAAAUGAAAUAAAUCUAACAAAUCCAGGA
Notolabrus celidotus (New Zealand spotty) is the source of this 2681-nucleotide messenger RNA. It is a transcript of the gene fmr1, whose product is annotated as FMRP translational regulator 1. Gene Ontology annotation, cellular component: dendritic spine; dendritic spine neck; axon. Lineage: Eukaryota; Metazoa; Chordata; Actinopteri; Labriformes; Labridae. The record is from RefSeq and is a predicted model, not a curated record. Bases 382 to 2202 code for a protein of 606 amino acids. The transcript is spliced from 15 exons. Gene Ontology annotation, biological process: regulation of filopodium assembly; regulation of translation at postsynapse, modulating synaptic transmission; regulation of dendritic spine development. Gene Ontology annotation, molecular function: mRNA 3'-UTR binding; protein homodimerization activity; translation regulator activity.